This is a messenger RNA of Nestor notabilis (Kea), 868 nucleotides long. It is a transcript of the gene ELOVL6, whose product is annotated as ELOVL fatty acid elongase 6. Gene Ontology annotation, biological process: fatty acid elongation, polyunsaturated fatty acid; sphingolipid biosynthetic process; fatty acid elongation, saturated fatty acid. Gene Ontology annotation, cellular component: endoplasmic reticulum membrane. Bases 1 to 591 code for a protein of 196 amino acids. The transcript has 3 exons. Gene Ontology annotation, molecular function: fatty acid elongase activity. NCBI's taxonomy places the organism in Eukaryota, Metazoa, Chordata, Aves, Psittaciformes, Psittacidae. The record is from RefSeq and is a predicted model, not a curated record.
AUGGUAGACAAUGGUAUAUUCGGUGCUGUUCGAACUGGUGCUUAUAUGCUGUACAUUUUGAUGACCAAAGGCCUGAAGCAGUCAGUGUGUGAUCAGAGUUUUUACAUUGGACCUGUCAGCAAAUUCUGGGCAUAUGCAUUUGUGCUAAGCAAAGCACCCGAACUAGGCGACACAAUAUUCAUUAUUCUUAGGAAACAGAAGCUCAUCUUCUUACACUGGUACCAUCACAUUACUGUGUUACUUUAUUCUUGGUAUUCCUACAAGGACAUGGUGGCUGGCGGUGGCUGGUUCAUGACCAUGAACUAUGGAGUACACGCCGUUAUGUACUCUUACUAUGCCUUGCGGGCUGCUGGCUUCAGAGUCUCACGCAAGUUUGCCAUGUUCAUCACCUUGUCGCAGAUCACUCAGAUGUUGAUCGGUUGCGUGAUCAAUUACCUGGUCUUCUCCUGGAUGCAGCAUGGCCAGUGCCAUUCCCACGUGCAGAACAUCAUCUGGUCUUCUCUCAUGUACCUCAGCUACUUUGUGCUCUUCUGCCAUUUUUUCUUUGAGGCCUAUAUUGGCAAAACCGGAAAAGAAAGGAAGGUUGACUAGUGGUAGAAACGAGAAGCCAUAGCUCAGGGUCAUCAAGAAAAACAAAAUUAUAAGAAAAGAAAAUGGCACAAGGAAACACAUAUACGUAUGGUGCAGCUAAAACUUGGCAGCUUAGGGAAAGUUAGCUUGGUUUAACCCAGUAAGUUUAUGAUCCUAUCAUGGUGAGAACUCACUGAAUUCUACUCUAUCUCAAAGGACUGCUGGUGAAAGACAACUUCCUUCUUGUACCUGUCUGCUCUAGAAAAGAAAGGAGAAAAGAAAGAAGAGGAGAAAAAGA